Molecule: messenger RNA, 2235 nt
Organism: Bacidia gigantensis
Lineage: Eukaryota; Fungi; Ascomycota; Lecanoromycetes; Lecanorales; Ramalinaceae
Exons: 1
Coding region: 1-2235 (744 amino acids)
Source: RefSeq, a predicted model, not a curated record
AUGCAUCAAGGUAGACGAGUAGGAAGGGCUCUCUCUAAACUUGGGAACAAACUCAAGCAGUCCUUCGUCAAAGAGUCAAAGACCGUAAGUACCCCUCUUAAUAUCGAGCUGAGACAGACUAAUUUUGACCAGGAGAUCUAUCACCAUCCGAAUCUGGUGUUCUUGGAGGAUCAGGUCUCAUCAGAUAUCGCUACCGGCCCAGAGAAAUCCCAACCAUAUUUGAUUGGCGACGGAAAUAUCGAACCUCCGGACACAACCGUCAGGGAUUUGCUAGCCUCGAUUAAUACAGCUGGGACUGGUGCUGAAGGAUCCAAAUCUUUAAAUCAAGGGCCCAAUACUCCUGUUACCGUCUUGCAAUCGUUUGGCGAGCUUCACCUACACUGUCCUGUGCAGCUUGAGGACAUUACUGGCUCGAAGGAGUCAUCGAUGGAAGCUUCACGAUCUUUUGUACCAUUUGAUGUAGGCUCUAGAGUUCAGAGCAAUGCUUCUUAUUGUACAGACGUGGCUGAAUGGCUACGUAAUAUCCCACUGAAAGAGGGAGCCAGCCGAGAUACGACGGCACCAGCCUCACCCAUCGCAACGGUGGACUCGGAAGAGGCUUCGAAAGACACACCAGGCACUUCAGUCAGCUCCAAUGCAUCCUCGAGGCGUCGGAUAUCCAAGCGUCGUGGAUCGCAGCUUCACAAGGAGCAAUUUUGGGUUGAAGUUGAGGGAGAAGAUCCACUAUGUUGUUUUCUACUCGCAGUCAAGUUUAGGGAGGCACAACUCUUUCAAGCUAUGGCGGAGGAUGAUAGAAUGUACUGUGACCUCAUCGACAAGAAGAAUGAGGAUCUUGAUGCACAGGAAGAGGAUUUUGAGGAAACCUUGGCUGCAGCGGAGAAAAAUCAUGUGAACGUCAUCAGAGACUUGGAAAAUAAGUACACGAUGACGAUAAACUCACAGAGGAAGGCUUUCGAGAAGCAGCUACGUUCACUGAAGAAAGAAGUCAAUAGGAAAACUGCUGAGAUCAAUCAGAUCAACGAAGAAGUAGAGCAGGAACGAAUUGCUAAAGAACGAGAGCUCAAAGAGGUGACUAAGGAAUUGCAUACUAUCGAUGACGCCUUCCAGCUUGAAGUACGAGAGAGGCGUCGUCUCCAAGCAAUCUACGAGCCCAGGACACAGAACUAUGAGAAUCAACCUCAAAUUACUGGCCACGGACUAUCUCUCUUCCAAAGUAGUCCAGGUUGCCAACAACCAGAUGCAGCAGAUGACUGGCAUUCAUGGACCGUACCAUACGAAGACGAGAUCGCCAAGAAGGAUACCAUCAUCAUCCGCAUGAAAGACGAAGCACAUCAAAGCGCUACCGACCUCGUCACAGAGCAGGAAGCGCAUGCUAUCUCAAGGGUCGAAGCCAAGGCUAAAGUCAGCGGUUUGCGAGCUCAGAUCACAGACUUGACUCACUCCCUCGCCGUCGUCAGCAAAAGCCGAAUGAACAACGUGCGCUGGAUCGAAAACGCCUGCACGGUCCUAGAAACCAAAGUUUACGCCCACGAGGUCAAGGAUAUCCUUGCUGACCGCCACUUCUCUGCGGAGGCAGACUGGACUCUGCUCCAAAACAUACUUCGCUCUCGUUACAACACAAUUGCUAGUGCCAGAGCAGAUCUUGGUGAAAAGGAGAAAGAAUGUGUGCAGCUCGAGGCGCGCAUCGAUCGUCUCGAGGAAGAGACCGUCGUCCUCAAGCAGGAGAACUCGCAGAUGCGCGUCUCGAAUGAGGGAUGGAAAUGGAACUACGAGAUCGCCGACGAGCAAAUCAAGGAACAAUGCCAAAAUACGGCACAACAGCACGAACAUAUGGUCUUAAAGAACGCGGAGCUGAAAGCGCUCCUUGAUGGAGAAACACAGGAGUUUCUGGCAUUGAGGGAUAAGGAGACGAGAAAAUUAGAGGAGGAGAAACAGGCGCUCGCGAAGGAGCUAGAAGAGACGAAGGCGAAUAGGGACGAGUGGAAGCUGGCGUAUGAGGAAGAAGUCGGGAAGGAAGAUGAUGCCGACGGAGAGCCGAGAUGUAAGGUCAUGCAGAAUCCGAAGCCGCAUCCCAGUCGAAUUGGCACUGAUGGCAAGACUUGGGAGGAGAGGAGAUUGGAGGGUGUCGAGCCCGAGGGCAUGCAGUACGAGGAGGAGGAGAAGGAGGCAGCGGCAGACGGUGAGAGUCUCCCGAAGGAAGUAGAUACCGGAUUUGGAAGCUGGGCGACAUUCUGA